Molecule: messenger RNA, 759 nt
Organism: Gekko japonicus
Lineage: Eukaryota; Metazoa; Chordata; Lepidosauria; Squamata; Gekkonidae
Gene: MRPL35
Product: mitochondrial ribosomal protein L35
Exons: 3
Coding region: 69-512 (147 amino acids)
Biological process (GO): translation
Cellular component (GO): mitochondrion; ribosome
Molecular function (GO): structural constituent of ribosome
Source: RefSeq, a predicted model, not a curated record
UAAGAUCUUUCCGUUCUUUGGUCCCUUUGCCGUUUAAUGGCACUUGCAAUAUCCACACUAUUUCUGGGAUGUCUACACUUUCUAUCAAGCCGGGGCCCUUGUUGGCAGCCUCUACUAAAAAAUUCCUUCUACCUGUGGGCAGUGUUUCUUGUGGACAUUCAGUCUCAGUCUUGAACAGCGUAACACCGCUGCUACCAAGUAUCCUUCAUCAGCAAGUAAGGACUGUUAUCCUAUACAGUUUACGAAAAGGGAAAAGGAAAACUGUGAAAGCUGUGGUUCAUCGGUUUCUCAGACUGCACUGUGGCCUUUGGCUGAGAAGAAGGGCUGGUUAUAAGAAGAGACUUUGGAAGAAAAGUGCUAGACGGAAACAGCGCUUGAGGCAACAAGUGUUUUGCAAUAAAACUCAAUCCAAGCUCCUUGAUAAAAUGACCACUUCCUUUUGGAAGAGAAGAAACUGGUAUGCCAAUGAUCCCUUCCAGAAAUACCAUGACCGUACAAAUCUUCACUUAUAAACUGUCAAAUGUACAUCAUUUUGUAUGACAUGAUCUUUAUGUUAAUCUAGAAAUAGUUCAUAUUGAUCACUUUUCCAUACAAGCAGAUAUAUAAUUAUCAUUAAAAUACAGGCAGUAUGAAUGACAUUAUUCAAAGUGGUUUAAAAUAGUUAUAGCUGUCCUGAAAUCUUAACUGUACAAAAUGGAACAUGUAGACUUGCUCCCAGUGUUAGAGCUGAAAAAUGUAAGUACCUGGCUUCAUGAGUUG